Molecule: messenger RNA, 3559 nt
Organism: Syngnathus typhle (broad-nosed pipefish)
Lineage: Eukaryota; Metazoa; Chordata; Actinopteri; Syngnathiformes; Syngnathidae
Gene: gata5
Product: GATA binding protein 5
Exons: 6
Coding region: 954-2150 (398 amino acids)
Biological process (GO): positive regulation of transcription by RNA polymerase II; negative regulation of transcription by RNA polymerase II; cardiac muscle tissue development
Cellular component (GO): nucleus
Molecular function (GO): RNA polymerase II cis-regulatory region sequence-specific DNA binding; zinc ion binding; DNA-binding transcription factor activity, RNA polymerase II-specific
Source: RefSeq, a predicted model, not a curated record
AAUUAUCAGCCACGGUCCCUAUCUCCGCGCGACGGAGAACCACGGGAGGACAAGAAAUCAUUCGAAAGUCCCGGACUUACUUGACAGGACUAUUGCGUAGAAGCGCCUGCAUGCUUUGGAGUCUGUCACUCGCCUCCUUCCUUGCACAAAAUUUGCUUUCGGGGCGCUCUCCCUUGGGUGACGUUUGGACCGCUACAGAACUGGGCUGAUUUUUUUUUUUUUUUUUUUUUUAUCACCCGGUUGGUCUUAUCUGGUAAGAUAAGACACUGCAGAGAGCCCUUGGAAUCAAAUGUUUUUCGUGUGUCCUUCCGCGCGUUGUCAUCAAUGUUGUGCAUGUGUGUGUGUCUGCGUGCGCAUGCCUGUUUGUGCGUGAUUUUUUUUUUUUGCAGCGCUCACGGUAUGAGGUUCAAUCACUAGGACCAGUUAAAUCAAGUUCAUCCUCUUGAUGCAGAUGGAAAAUGGUCGACGUGAUGAAAAUGAUUUUUUUUUUUUACACAGCUUCAUUUUGAUUGGAUAUUAAACUUGCGUUUAUUUACCACUUUUUAAAUCACUCUCUGAUUAAACACAAUUUAUACUAACAAGCAGCACCUAAUGAAAUUAUAGCAAAAAUGAACUGAACCGUUAUUUUAUCUGUUAUACAUGAGAAUUAAGCCAGACCAACAAAGUGCGCUCAAUAGUUAUUUCUAUUUUACAUGAAAUCAAGCUGCAUUUUGUCGCAAUUUACAGCGCGUUUCUCUAUUUUAUAAUCUUUGCAUGGAUUAAAUUUCACGAGGUGGCAGAUUAUUCUAUUCUAUUCUGGAAUGACUGUCUCGCAUUGUCUGUGGUCUUUUGCUGCAAGGAACCCUGGGAAGAGAUCGAAGGAGCGUGGACAAGGUCUCCCGUGCACGUAGGACUGAGCCCAGCCCUCGAUCCAAAUUCCUUUUUAAAAUCAAGACCUGAAGGAAGAGAGGAAAAUGUAUCAAAGCCUGACCUUGUCGUCCAACCAGUCCCCUUACUCACAUGACACCGGGAAUUAUAUGCACCCCUCGGCCAACUCUCCCGUCUACGUCCCGACCAGCAGGGUCCCGGGCAUGCUGCCCACCCUCUCCUACCUGCAGACCUGCGAGCCGCCUCACCAGUCCCACGGCCUCGGUGCCCAUCACCACCACCACCAUCAUCACGCCCAUCACGCAUGGCCCCAGAGCAACGCGGACGGCUCGUCGUUUGCGCCCAGCAGCCCUCACCCGUCACACGGCUUCUCGUACUCGCACAGCCCGCCGCUGAGCACCAACAACGGCCGGGACGCCGCCUACCAGAGCCAGCUUGUGCUCGGCAACAGCGGCCGAUCGGAGCAUCUCGGCGGUGCUCUGGUGCGCCCAGUGGGAGGCUCUUACACUGGCCCGUACGCCUACAUGAGCCCGGAGAUGGCGACAUCCUCGUGGACACCGGGACCCUUCGAGAGCGGAGUGAUGAGUCUGCAGGCCCGUCAAGGAGGCAUGUCAACACGGCGCUCCAGUCUCGAUCUGGUGGAAGACAUGGCCGCCGAAGGCAGGGAAUGCGUUAACUGCGGCUCCAUCUCCACGCCACUGUGGCGCAGAGAUGGCACCGGACACUACCUCUGCAACGCCUGUGGCCUCUACCACAAGAUGAAUGGCAUCAACAGGCCGCUCAUCAAACCUCAGAAACGACUGCAGAGCACAUCUCGUCGAGCCGGCCUGUGCUGUACCAACUGUCAUACUAGCACCACCACGCUGUGGAGACGGAAUGCUGAGGGCGAGCCAGUGUGUAACGCCUGUGGUCUCUACAUGAAACUGCACGGGGUGCCCAGACCUCUGGCCAUGAAGAAAGAAAGUAUACAAACAAGAAAACGCAAACCCAAGAUGCCUAAGAACAAAUUACCAACAGGAGCACCCAUCACCUCUGACAGCAGCUCGCCAUCGUCGCUCUCAGUGUCUGAACACGCCUCAACCAUCAAGAGUGAACCCAACAUGACCUCUUCACCCUACGCCGGGCAGACUGUCACAUCCGCCUCCCAGACGGCUACCCAGUUAAACACUACAGUGUCCUCAGCACAUAUGGACGUUAAAUAUGAGGAUUAUGCCUUUACUCCAACAUCAAUGGCCCCACAGAACUCCUGGUGUGCUCUAUCUCAAGCUCUAUCUCAAGCAUGAGCCCAAAAGCACAGUCACUCAGGCUCAAUGUCUUACUGGCCGGGACAUUUGAUGUACACACACGCAAGCACACAUUUGAUUCCCAAGUGAGGGGGGGAUGAAAGCAUAUGACCCACUUGCAAUGUACCACCAACUUUGCAAAUACAUAGACUUAAAUGAAAGUCAACCGACCUCCAAGAUGCAGGAUGCAAGGUACCUGGACUUCACAAACUACCUAUUAUGGAGCAAGCAAAAGCACCAAUGCAAAAAUAUAAUCAUAUGACUCGGAAAGAGAGAGAAACUUACACAAAUUUUACUUCGAUAACAUUUUGAAGUUGUUAAUGUUUUUUUGUUUUUUUUUUAAAUUUCAACAAACACAACGAGGACAUGUUACUAUCGCGGCAAAAAUAAAAUGGAAAGAAAAACUUUUUUUUUUAUGGCUGUUGAACACAACUCAUCUUCAGCAUGUAGAUGAUUGACUUUUAUAGGCGCAUUAUUUAUGUUGAGAUAAGGGCAGUUAAGUCACCAUAUAUCAUUUGACUCCACUUCUCCCUGCCGGUUGGCCAUUUUGCGUGAUCUCCUUGCAGGGUUUGGUAAGCAAUUAGUUUGUGAGAUAUGACGGUUAAAAAUGUAAUUUCGAAUUGUUCGUUUUCAAGUGUUGCAAAUGUAUCAGAGGUUUCCCCCCCCAAACAAUUGACUGUAAAAGUGCAAUGGUUCCAUUAUGUGAAAUAGUUAAAAACAAUGUAAUUUUGUAUUAUGACAAUAAUGACAUUUUUGUUAUUGUAAUAUUUUAAAUAGUAUGUCACCCUCUGUUUCUUGUCUCUUAUCAAAGUCCUUUGGAAUCUUUGCAGCUUGAACUAGUUUACUAUUUAUUAAUUUGAUUGAUAAGAAAAGAAUGAAAGUAAUAAAAAGUAAGUCUCACUGCAUAUAGAGAUCAUAUUUCUGUCCAAAAAUUGACCUUUUAAAGUUCAGUUUGUUCCAUAUUUGUUGAUUCCACACCUUUGGGAUUUAACAGAUUACAAUUUAUUUAUAUGAAAACAGAUGACACGACAUGACGAGUAAUUUACCAAUGUAGUCUGCACCUUAUUCUCAGUGGGUCAUAAAAACAAACCUAUAACCAUCCCCCAAACUCAAUAUACUGUAUUCUCACAAGAAUUCAAUAAUGCAGCUUGUGAUGCAGAGUCCGGUUAUCACAUACUCUAAAAACUGUCACUUUUGGUAACAAAGAAGCUUGAUUAAACAUUUUAUUUUGAAAAAUAUAUAUCUAAGUAACCCAAAAUAGGUUUUCUUAUUACACACAGUGCAAUACAUGCAAUAUGCAGAAAAUGAAAAAAAUUCAUUUGCACUGUCUUUGUUAUCAUUUCAAAAUUGUUCCAAUAAUUAUUUAUAAACGUUAGAGGAAAUGCAUACAUUAUCCUUGCUGCUAACAU